CGCCUCGCGGCGGGCGCCCUCGUCGCCAGCGGCGCACCAUGGACGGGCUGCCCGGUCGGGCGUUGGGGGCCGCCUGCCUUCUGCUCUUGGCGGCCGGCUGGUUGGGACCCGAGGCCUGGGGCUCUCCCACACCCCCGCCGUCGCCUGCUGCACCGCCCCCGCCCCCGCCACCGGGAGCUCCGGGAGGCUCGCAAGACACCUGUACGUCGUGCGGCGGCGGCGGCGGAGGUUUCCGGCGGCCGGAGGAGCUGGGCCGGGUGGACGGUGACUUCCUGGAGGCGGUGAAGAGGCACAUCUUGAGCCGCCUGCAGUUGCGGGGCAGGCCCAACAUCACGCACGCUGUGCCCAAGGCCGCCAUGGUCACGGCCCUGCGCAAGCUGCACGCAGGCAAGGUGCGUGAGGACGGCCGCGUGGAGAUCCCGCACCUCGACGGCCACGCCAGCCCGGGCGCCGACGGCCAGGAGCGCAUCUCCGAGAUCAUCAGCUUUGCGGAGACAGAUGGCCUCGCCUCCUCCCGGGUCCGCCUGUAUUUCUUCGUCUCUAACGAAGGCAACCAGAAUCUAUUUGUGGUGCAGGCCAGCCUGUGGCUCUAUCUGAAACUGCUCCCCUACGUCCUGGAGAAGGGCAGCCGGAGGAAGGUACGGGUCAAGGUGUACUUCCAGGAACAGGGUCAUGGUGACAGGUGGAACGUGGUGGAGAAGAAGGUGGACCUCAAACGUAGUGGCUGGCACACCUUCCCCAUCACGGAGGCCAUCCAGGCCUUGUUUGAGCGGGGUGAGAGACGCCUUAACCUGGAUGUGCAGUGUGACAGCUGCCAGGAGCUAGCCGUGGUGCCUGUGUUUGUGGACCCCGGUGAGGAGUCACACAGGCCCUUUGUAGUGGUGCAGGCCCGGCUGGGCGAUAGCAGACAUCGCAUCCGCAAACGGGGCCUAGAGUGUGACGGAAGGACCAGCCUCUGUUGCCGGCAACAGUUCUUCAUCGACUUCCGGCUCAUCGGCUGGAACGACUGGAUCAUCGCGCCCACUGGCUACUACGGGAACUACUGUGAGGGCAGCUGCCCGGCUUACCUGGCUGGGGUUCCUGGCUCAGCCUCCUCCUUCCACACCGCUGUGGUGAACCAGUACCGCAUGCGUGGCCUGAACCCUGGGCCUGUGAACUCCUGUUGCAUCCCCACCAAGCUGAGCUCUAUGUCCAUGCUCUAUUUUGACGACGAGUACAACAUUGUUAAGCGGGAUGUGCCCAACAUGAUCGUGGAGGAGUGUGGCUGCGCCUGACCGUGUGGCAGUGGGUGCGGAGCACAGGCCUGUGGGUCUUUGAGGGAGCAGGAGAGGCAGGUGGGCGGAGUGUGGUUGUUCCAGUGGGCCGUGAAGAGUGCCAGGGGUGAGGCCUGAAAUGUUCUCCCGCUUCAUAGAAAACCCAGUCAGAACCCAGAGGGAGACCCUCCUGUGACACGAGAGACUCCUAGCUGCACACAUAGACACGCAUAGCCAGACUCAUGCAGUCUGCCACCCACACAGCAGCCUCCAGGAUACCAGCGAACGGAUGCGGUGACAAAUGGCAGCUUAGCUACCAAUGCCUGUCAGUCGGAGAGAAUGGGGUGAGCAGCCACCAUUCCCACCAGCUGGCCGGGCACUCUGAAUCGCGCCUUCUGAGCACACAUAAAAGCACAAAGACAGAGGACACAGAGUGACUGAGCCAGAGAGCCACCAAGAGGAAAAGCAGGGUGGGAGUACGGGGCGGGUAGAGGGCCAUGUGCCCCUGGCUUGUCUCAGGCUCUUCACCACAGCGCCUGGCGCAGUCCUGCCUGCUCACUCCCCGCCUGGCAUCCUCAUGGUUUGAGGCCAGCAGAGCUGUGCCACCCUGUUCUCGGAGAGGGCAAAUAGCCCGGGAAGGACUCGCCUGUCACAGAGACCAUGGAGACCACAGAGACUUGGGUCCCUGGUGUGACUUAUGUGU
Messenger RNA from Acomys russatus (golden spiny mouse), 1956 nucleotides. RefSeq names its product inhibin subunit beta B (gene Inhbb). Lineage: Eukaryota; Metazoa; Chordata; Mammalia; Rodentia; Muridae. Gene Ontology annotation, biological process: SMAD protein signal transduction; BMP signaling pathway. Gene Ontology annotation, molecular function: growth factor activity; cytokine activity. The transcript has 2 exons. Bases 39 to 1274 code for a protein of 411 amino acids. The record is from RefSeq and is a predicted model, not a curated record. Gene Ontology annotation, cellular component: extracellular region.